Molecule: messenger RNA, 13035 nt
Organism: Pocillopora meandrina
Lineage: Eukaryota; Metazoa; Cnidaria; Anthozoa; Scleractinia; Pocilloporidae
Source: the annotation of a GenBank genome assembly
AAAACCUUGCUUGACAAUCUUCAUGAAGAAGUAUCCUGUUCUGUGUGUAUGACCACAUUUACUGAACCAAAGAUACUGCCGUGUUUGCACACUUUCUGUCUUCACUGCUUGAACGGGAUUUUACGAACCAGUGGCCGCCAUGAUAUCAUCCCAUGUCCUGAAUGUCGAAGAGAAGUUCAAGUUCCUAGCAGUGGAAACCUCAAGGAUCUGCCAACAAACUUUCGUAUCAACAGUUUGCUAGAUGUGCUGGCCAUCAAAGAAUGCCAUACUGCUGGAGUGAAAUGUGCAAACUGCGACAAAAGUAGCAAACACAGUUCGUACUGUUUUCAGUGCUGUGCGUUCUGGUGUGACGAGUGUAUCACUGCGCAUAACUUAGUCAAAGCGAAUAAAGAGCAUCGAGUUCUUGCUCUGAAAGAUUUUGAAGAUCAAGACAUCGAGGACGUGUUAAAGCGGCCGGCAUUUUGCCAACAGAAGCAUCACGAAAAAGAAGAACUCAAGCUCUUUUGCAAGAACUGUGAUGUUGCUAUUUGUAAUUUGUGUGUUGCAACCAUCCAUGAUGGUCACGCUAAGAUUGUUCUAGAAGAAGCAGCAAGUGAACGCAAGAUACAAGUCAAGUCUGUGAUCGAGAAGCAAAAGAAAACUAUUGAACACAAAAAAACCAAAAUCGCUGAUCUUGAAAGACAGUGUAACCAAAUUGAAGCGCGAGGCGAUGCAGUGAAACGAGACAUCCACAAGUUUGCUGAAAACAUGAUCGCAGUCAUUGAAACAAAGAAGAAGGAAAUGUUAAACAAAGCUGAAAAAAAAAUCAAAGAAUCCCUUGGAUGUCUGCGAACUCAACAAUGCGAGGUGAUACGUCAAUUGAAACUGCUGGAAACUACAGUUGAAAAAACUGAAACACUUGUAAAACAAUGUACAAAUGCCGAGAUUACUCAGUUAGAUAAGUCACUGAGCACGGUCAUACCCGAAGAAGUCAGUGAUGUUGGAAAACAAGCCGCAGCUGACCUUGAAGGUCUUCGUCAAUUCCUUUUCAAAGAAAACAAAACAUUUGUUGAUAGUCUUAACUCUGACGGCAUCGGCUCAUUUCAAACUUUUGUGACUAACACUUGCGCUCAUCAGUCAACUACCGAAGGGAAAGGACUCAGUGAAGCGAGUGUUGGACUUGAAUCAAACUUUUUAGUAACCACAAGAAAUGCCGAAGGAGAACAAUGUUACAAUGAGAGUGACUGUGUAACCGUGGAAAUAAAAAAUCAGCGAGGCCAUGACUGUGCGACGGAAGUACGAUUCAAAGAUGAGAAAGAUGGUAGCUACAAAGUCAGAUAUUUCCUCAAAGAUACAGGAAAAUGCCAAGUAUCAGUGAAAGUAAAUGAAGAACACAUUCGUGGCAGUCCAUUUCCUAUUAAACCGAAACCCAGACAAUUCAGACACGUGUUAUCUUUUGGACGACGAGGUUCGUGUGCUGAAAUGGUAAAAGCUCCAUACGGAGUAACAGUGAAUGAACGAGAUGAAAUUGCAGUGACUGAUACUGAUAACCACAAGGUUCAGGUAUUCAGUAGUGAUGGAACUUACUUAAGAUCUUUUGGUAGGAUUGGUGAUAAACAGGGAGAGUUAAAUUGGCCUGCUGGGAUAGCAUUUGAUAAGAAUAGUCGCAGUAUAGUUGUAGACAGUGAUAAUCACCGAGUUCAAUUGUUUAAUGAGCAGGGUCAGUACCUGAGCCAGUUUGGUGAUGAAGGAAAUCUUGAUCACCAGCUGAGGGAUCCUUUGGGGUUAUCUGUUGACACGAAUGGAAAUAUCAUUGUUGCCGAUGCGGGCAACAAACUUAUAAAAAUCUUUUCUCCCAGUGGUCAGUUUUUGUAUAAACUUGGUGAAGGUGAAAGUGGACAUUUUACUUCUCCUUUUCACUGUAUUCAAUAUGAUAAAUUUCUUAUAGUAUCAGACGCUGGUGAACAUUGUAUCAAAGUGUUUGAUAUAAACGGCAACUUUUUGUACAAAUUUGGAAAUCAGGGGAACAGGGACGGGGAGUUUAACGAGCCCCGUUUUUUAUCAGUUAACAAAGCAGGACACCUGAUGGUCUGUGACACAAAGAAUCACAGAGUUCAGGUAUUUGAACUGAAUGGUAAUUUUGUAACAAAGUUUGGAAAACUAGGGAGUUGGCUGGGGGAGUUCGGCUCGCCAACAUCUGCAGCAGUUCUUAGUAAUGGUAGGAUAGUUGUGACUGAAUGGUUUAACAGUCGCAUUCAGAUAUUUGAGUAAAUGUGGAUAAUUUAUCUACCAUCACAUUCAGACUACAAUUUACUUCUAAAAAACAUUCUUUUCACCUAAUCUUGAAAUCAUUUUCCAGAUAGGCUUCUUGUUAUAGUUUCAGUGAGAAGAACAUUUUAGAACUUUGAGUAAGUGGAUUCGAUUUUGUGCAUUGUCUAGUUAUCAGUUCACGCUUUAAUGUCCCAUUUUUUUCUCUUGCUCACGGUAAUCCCAAGAAAAGUGUUUUCUUGCCUUGGUUAUUUUGCCUAAAUGAAUGGAAAUUAAUUAAAUGUAGAUUAAAAUGACACGUUUUGAAGUUUUCGGGAGAAGCCAUUAGAAAACAAUAAGUCAACUGCAAACUGGUUAUUGUCAUUUUCAAUCAAAAUCGCUAAGAUUUCUUUCACAAAUUGUCGUUGUUGCUUCUAAUUGUCGUUUUUCCAUGAGCUUGAAUGGACAACACUUUUACUUUUCUUUUGUUGUUGGCUAUUUUCUUUUCUAAUGGCUCGUCCUUCAGUUCACUCGUUAUAAACGAAUAAUGCUGGUGUAUAUAUCAGUGUAAAGUUACACGGAGCUGCACGUCAAAGUGAUGUUGAACCCAAUAAUGUUUGCGACGUGAUUAUUUUAUUCAUGUAAAUCACGCAGUGUUUGCCGGAAAAAUUGUAACUGUAAAGAAGCAACGUCAUUAAAAUCUAAGGUUUUUUUUAUGUUUCGAUUCGCGUGCAAGAAUCCAACCAUUGUAAUUCUAGUUUGUUAGGGAGGACAAACAAAAGAAAUGUAAACAAUAUGAUUGCGUAUUCGUUAUUGAAAAAGAAACAAAAAUUGAUUAAAAUUUUCAUAGAGUAAGGAAAACCGUUCUAGUGUGUUCAAUUAUUUCAGUAGUAUUCAGUACAUAACUUUUGAUGCCCGCGGAGUGUUGAUUUUGAUGAGAUCUCCAAGGUAGCAGCGAAGUUCAAAGAAAGACUCAGAUGUUACUGAUCACAUUGCAAGCUCGACACAUAGGCAAAGUGCUCGGCCAUAUGUUGAACAAACAGACCACCUUCGCUUGGAGCAGGAGGCCGCUUUGGAUUUUCAUACGGAAGAUGCAGCGAUAAGACAAUGCUUACCAGUGCCCAAUGCUUACUCUUCUCCGACUCACAUCAGAAGUGGAAAUAGCGAACGAGGAUCUUUACACCUCUGUUGAGUUCAAUUCAUCAUGAGAUGCGCGCUGAAAUCCACGACUUUAAUCGGGUUAAAAUCCGUUCCGCAAGAGAAUAAACACUUUAUAUGCUCUUGCCCGUUCUUAAACUGAUGUCACCCCCAACUGUUAUAUUGUUCACAAUCUAGGAUUUCGCAUACACGAGAAGACACUAUUUAGUCCUAUUUGUAAUUACCAGUAACUACGAAGUAACCUCAACCACGGGGUGUGGGGUUAGGAACACCUCAAAUGUUUGAGGGUAUGGUAUGGUUUUUUUGAUGUUCGAAGUAAAAUUUCUUACAUCCUUGUCAGUUACCUUCCCAUUGACUUUGUCCGGCACUCUUUUUAAGGUACUAGUUGUUCACUUUUCGCUCUCAAUAACUUGUAAUCUACAAGUUAUGUUUCCCUCUUAGUUUUCCCUCUAAGCUUUUAUUUGUAUAUAGUUUAUAAAUAAUAUUGAAAUUGUAAGAUAGCAUAUUGUUAUUUCAUUUUAGCUUUUUUCUCGAAGAUAUUAGCUCUACAGCUACAGUGAAUUUCGAGCUUAAAUAAAGUAUAUGUAUGUAUGUAUGUAUGUAUGUAUGUAUGUAUGUAAUAACAUCUCCCCUUUUUACGAGUGUUUUAUUCAGUUAGUCAGGAGCAGUUCAUUGAAGGAUUGAAUGUCAAAAUUGCACAGAAUGUUGUCAGAGGUCUAUCAGCCUGGAGAAAAAUCUUAUAUGUGACUCGUCUGAUAUUUGCCCAAGUCACGCGUACUAUCGGUCAAAAGUUGAUUUUGAAUUAGUCUGACCAAAGUCUGACCUCAUUCUUGGGUCGUCCUCAAUAUCUCGUUCGUUUUUUGUUGUGAUUUUCAGUUCACUUUUACUGACUGAAUUUUGUAGAUCUACUCUUGGCCAAUUUGAUGGCGGGUUGAAUAUGGCCUUUCCAUGGCAACCGAACUUACAGGGAACAGCUGAUUGAUACUGUAACUUGUUCUUUUUCCUCAGCCAAUCACCUCCAAGAACUGUAAGCAGUACACAUUCUCCUUCUCAUCCGCUACACACUCCUCAGAGAGCCACCUUUACAGUUAGUUCACCGCAGUCAGCAUUCCCAGUCUCCCCACCUUCACCUCUGAUACAGGCCAGCCCGCUCUUUCCCCAUUGUCAUCUCCAUCAUUUGCAAAAUCCCCUUCAGUUGAGAUCCCAAUAAGAAAGCGCACAAGUUCCUCGCAGAGAAAUGCAUCAAGAGGUCAGCCGUCAUCCUCUCCUCUGCCUAUUCCACGUACUGGAAGUGUACCCAGACAUAUAUCCUCUAGAACUUCCCCGUCACCCGCUCACAGCGGAGCUAGUUCAGGCAUGAACCCUAGAGAGCAGAGAGUUGGCACCCCGUCCUCAAAACCGUUAGUAGGUAAGAGCCUAAAUAGUAGCACAAAGGCAUUGAAAAGUGGUAGCAGCCGCAAGCAGCAGAGGCAAGAAGCAUAGGUUAGCCCCGAAGGAUCUUCUAUCCCUGAGAUGACCGUAAGCCUGCACCAGCAAGCUUUUGCAGGAUUUUCUAACACGAAUGCUGAUAACAGAUUGGCACGGGGUGCAGCAGUGGGAUUUUCCGAAGAGCUCUCUCCAAUAUUGAACCUUUGGUCACUCAGCUUCCCAAUAUUGACAGCUCUGGCUCGUCAUUCAAGCUCAGGAAUGGGUGUCCCAGUAACAGACCUCUCCGAACUAGGAGCAGACACCAAGCAGAUCAUACGCGUGGUUAGCUCGCCGGCCAUACUAGCGAUGGGCCUUCCAAGGAAGGGAGGUCUAUUGACAUGACUAGGCUUCCAACUUGGGGCUGCACGGGCAGCUCCCGUAUUUCGUCGCAAUUCAGGUGGUUGAAAUAGUCCACCUGUUUCAUCCUCUCCUACCGGACUUCCUACCAUACCAGGCUCGCCGAGUAAGACAUCCCAUGGUAAGGAGGCUAGAGAUCCCACGAUUGAAGGGUCUUUUUACUGUUGGGUCGUGUUCGCCAAAAACUAGCGAGAACAUGUUUCUACUCGGGAGGAAUUCACCAAACGCGCUUAAUAAUGGACAGAAACCUGCUGUUGUUAGUCAAGGUAAAUAUUACGUAUCAGAGCGCUUAGCUUUUCGAUGGAGUGGCAUAGAACCAAAACCAAAGUAAUUACAACUACCAAUCAGAAGUAAGGAAAUUGAAAAGCAUAUUGAAGCAAAACUAUUGUAAUCUCGAAUCACUUUAAGCACUCAAUUGAAAGUUGCUCCAACAGGUAUACCAUCUAUAUAUAUAUAUACACGAAGACAUUCAGGACGACCCUCAGUAGAAGCCUUCAAAGUUCUAGAUAACCUUUUAAUUUUUUUUAAGGUCAAAAGAGAUUGUUCUUAAGUCAUAAGCUGGGUUUUCUCUGCUAUUGUUUUGCAAUCACAGAUUGCAAAACAGAGCGAAACAACAUUGUUGUUAACUUACAAUUUUAAUUCGUAAAAACCCCAGAUGGAGCACACGGAGGGCGUUAGGAAACUCAAUUUCGUUUUGUCUCUGACGGAUGCCAUUCUUGAGGUGAUCAGUGCCAGGGGAACACCUUUUACAGUGCUGACAGACUCUGUGGCCAUCCGACAAGUACGUAUUUUGAUGUUGUUUUUUGGCUGCCCUUGGUGAUUUGCGUAGUUUAACAGGUUAAAAGUCUCGCAUCCGUCUAUCAAUGUGACGGAUGAAUUGUUCGAUUAUUACAAAAAUUUGAAAUCUUUGUUCUCCUUCGUAACAAAUGUCGUAGCUAAUGAAUAAAUACUCUGCUUUUCUCCCUUUCAGAAAGAAGACCUCCUCGCAGACCAGAUUGGACUGAAAAGUGACGAGUUAAGGUAACAAAUUGGAUUUAAAUGAUAUAACUUAAUUUGAUUAGGUCUUACUAAUGAUCUAUUGGAGGACAGAUGCAAAGAUGACAUCACCAUUACCAACAUUUUGCAUUUUGAUUAUAUAAAACAAAUAGAUUCCAUUUCGCUGUGGGUCUGUAGAGUAAUAGAUCACAGAUGACGUCUAAGUGUGGUAAGAACAUCAAGGACACACUCGGCUGCGCCUCGUGUGCCACGUUUUGUUCUUUCUACUCUUUGAUAUCAUCUGUGAUCUAUUACUGAACUGACCCAUAGUAAGAUGAAAUAUAUUUGUUAAGGGGAGGAUCACUGGAAUCGGAUUUGCAAAUACAGACUUUACCUUGUAGCGAAGUAUUUGGUUUUACUUAGAUGUGACUUAUUAAGGUUCAAACAUUUUGUAGGAAAAUGGAACAGCUGGUACUGCUCGUGAAAGCUCUACGAGCUCUUAAACUGCCUCUUCUCUUCGCACGAGGAGAAAUCAGAGUUGGCCACCUAAAAUCCUCCAACGCCGUUAAGAAUGGUGAGACAGAUAGAUGCUCUGAGGCCUUACCCUUUUCUACAGGUGCUUGUAACAAGCCUCAACGAAGCAUUAAGUUUUUCUAUUAUCUUUGUUUACAAUUUUCAGUUUUAAACGACUUGAACAGUCGAUAUCACCAGUGUUUGGAGACAUGUAUGCGUGAAAUCCUUUCGAGAAUUAAAUCAGCUUUCUGCAACAUAAUUGCUUUGGUUUUGCUACUGUUCACUUUACGAUUGGCUUAAAACUUUGCACCAUUGUCGCUACCAAAGAGUCAGAGCUUAUAUCAAUCGUGGCUUGGUCACGCGCGUUUCCAAGCUUCAGACGAGUUUCGUCCAUUUCAGCUGAAUUCUCGUGGGCCAUUUCAAAAUGUACCUUUGUGGAAUGGGUUGUUGUGAUGAAUUUCAUUUUGUUUCGGGAAACCUCAUUACAAAGGGCGGGGCUCUAGGCUACGUGCGUUCGAGUGAACUCUCCGCUCCUUUUCUGCACCCUUUGUUCUCCUUUUCGCCCACCCCCCCUCCCUAGCCCCUCCCCCCUCCCCUUCCGUCAGUAUUCCCUAGAUACUACUCAAUUCAAACUGUCUUGCUGGUGCUUUGUUUACAAACGCCUGGAGGUGAGCUGUGGCGAGGUUGCUUUUCUAUCCACUGCUUCAUUUGACGCAGAGUAAAAUACAUCUUAUAUCCUUCUCACAGGUCAGCACUGACAGCCUAAUGUACCAUUACGCCAUGGAACAGGUACCUACCUUUAACGUUGAGGCAUGCCAUUCGCUAUUUGCUAGAUCUUGAUCGGCGUCUGUUGAAUAAUGUAUCUUUUGAUCUCGUUUGCGCCGCCUCAACGAAAUAAAUACGGACUCCGAAUCCUGAAUAUCUUUCUUCUUCUCCCUCUCCACUAAUGCCACCCAAAAAGAUAAAGUUACUGUGGUCUUUUCAUCUUGAAUAGGGUGCACUGUAUACCAUGUCACAAAAGUGUUUUGAACUAGGGAGGAGUAGUCUUAAGCAACGCUGGGCGUAAUUUAAUGUCACUUCAGAAGAGUAGCGAAUUGAAAGAUUCUGCUUUGUGAAAGACCACAGAGUGCUCACCAUUCUAUUCCUUCCCAGUAAUUUUUCGGAACACCGCGAGUUAGCCAAUAAAUGUUUUAAAUACAUAGUCAUUACUCGGGUGGCGUAGGCUAUACACAAUGUAAUGCCUUAAAAAUGGUAACACAACCAGUUACAUCAAGCCCUAUAUAAACACACAUUUGUGAACCAGGGUCACUAUUUAACAGCGUGACGAUUGGUUCCUUAACGAAAGCUGUAGAUAAAAUCGCCGUAGAUAAACGGCUGAUGUGUAUUUCCAGGACGAGGACGCGAAAAACCAGUCAAAGUAACACCAGAUAAUCAGCGCAGGGCAGGCAGUGAACUGUAAGGUGCACUGAGGACAUACGUGAGCGUAUGUGAAUGGAGUGGAAUGGACUUUCUGGUAACUGAGGAGAAUAUCGUCGAUAUUUUUUAGUAGUAGGGUAUUCAUUACUCUUUACUUUAUAAUCCUUGAAAGAGAGCAUAGAAUCGCACUAAUCAUUUGAACUUCAGAGUGAGAGAAUUUAACGUUGUUGAAGUUGUAACUCUAAUGUAAAUAAUCUGAUACGGGACGUUUGGUUUUUGUUUAUUUGUUUUUGCUUUAAAUCUUUUAUUUAUUUCUUGGGAAAAAAAAGUACUGCUGCUCUUAUGUGGUGAGCAGAUAGGGUGGCCAAUGUUAUUUAUAGUUUUCAUGACGUUUAGACCUUGUAUUUUGUAUUCGCCAUGGACGAAAUUUCUCCAGCAGAAGUUCAAAAUUGCUAAGGACUUUGUUUCAAACUCACCUUUGAUAUGUUUAAACGAUGCUUAGCGAUUAUCAAAACCUAACAAUAUUUGCUUAGGGUUUUUUAACUAUUUACUUACGCUGUGAUGUGUAUAGAAUAACGAAAAUCUUAGGAAGCACUUACAAAGAUGUUAAAUUAAACAUCGGAUCGUAACUAUUCCUUGUUACUAAGGCAAUAGUUAUCAUUGGUCUUCAGAAAUUCUACAUUUGAAAAGGACCACAUCUCCCCUUGACAUAAUUUUUACCAUGGGUGACAUUGUUACUGCCUUGUACAAAUGCGCUUGGGGAAACAGAAAAGUAUUGUAUGUGAAGUAAGCGAACAUUUAAAAAAAUUGGAACACGGUGAAAACGUUUAUAAAAUUUACGUAGCUAUUUCUAGAGUCGAUAAUUUAACUUAUUAUUCGUCUGGAUGGCGUUUGCUUGAGUUUAAAUUUGUAAGUGAUGAUUCAUUAAGAUUAUUUCGCUACGCAGCAAAAAUUGUUAUGGGAUAAAUUUAUUCGCAAUUUCCAAUAUAUAAAUGCUAUUUGUAAAGUGAAACUUUUGCUCUUAGAUGAAGAGAAUUAUGAAAAGUGUGAUCAUAAAACUCCAAAACAAAACACACACACAAAAAAGAAUAAAAGUAAAAAGAAAGUGUGAAACUGUUCCAGUGUGUUCAGUUAUUUAACCCGUCUUCUGACCUGUGGGUUGUAGGGUUUACUUCAGCAUUUCUCCGGGAUAGCGGCGAUUCAGAUUUUGCUGCUGACAUUGCGAAGUUCGUUUAAAAACUGAGCAAUCAAAGCCGGGGUCCUUAAUGGCCUUAGUUUUGCGAAGGAAAUCUCCUAGCCAUACUUCAAGCGAAAUAUAUUACGAUAAAUAAUCGUAGCCAUUCUGUCAUCACCAAGGGAUUAUUCACAAAUUGUCAGUUGCCUUCGUUGUUAUCUGUCUGUAUGGCCACUUAAGAUUGUUAGUGAAGAUUACAAGAUGCAUUGAUUUUAUUGGCAAAGGGUAAAAGAGUUCUCAAAACUACAUGCAGAAUAUAAUUAUUUAAUACUAAAAAAUAUUCCUUCGACAGACCUAAAAUCAACUAUUAAAUGUUGUACUUUACUGAAUUCAAGUCCAGUUCCCUCACUCGGGUUCCUUUGCGUUCCGUCAAUCGUUCGCUGCAAUGAUGAUAACUUCGUUUCUUAUGGAGAAAGACAUUUUUAGACUUAUCGGCUUCGCUGAUCCUGGCAGAAUGCAGGACACGUGUCACAUAUGAAUUUCUUAAUGGGCCUUACUCACCAAAAAGUCUCUGUGUCUCUGGUAGUCAAAUCAGAGCGUGGUCGUGUCUUUUCUUCGUCAGUGGAAGAUUUUCGUGUCUCCCCGCUGGAAUAUAUUUAUCGUAUAUCUUUCCCUCAUUAUCUAAAAUUCUCUACAAAGUCAAGAUUUUACAAAUAUUUCUCUGCUGUAUAAACCUCUUCGAAGCUCGACACGUAAUUAAAAUGCUCGGCCAUAUCUUAAGAAACUAUCCGCAAUUUAAGCGUACAGUUCUACUCAAUCAAUUUUCCGAGCGCCUUCUUGAGGUCCAAUCUUUCCAUACGCACAGAAAUCCACGUCACAUGUUUAUUUUGAAAACAAAAGAGGUUUUUUGCAAAGUUUAUGAUCUGAAACCUUCGACCAUCUUUCUCUUGUUGCGAAAUUUUUCUUCCCCGUUAGUGUGUUCAAGUUCUUUAUCCACUGAAUUCUUAUACGCAUGCUCCUAUCUUGAUUCACCCUCUCUCUGCAGGCGAUGUCACCCUCAACUUUUUACCCCUCUCACAGUCCAGGAUUUUUCCUACAAAACACACUCCUUAAGGGUUUACUACAAUCAGGUCAUGUUUAUGAGCUCACAUUGGUCAAUUCUUUUUUAGAAGCAUAAAAGAAACAGUAACGUGACUAUAGCGGGUGUUUUUUGAUGGAAAUUGACAUUAAAGAUUUAGUUUUUUACUCAAGUAUAUUGCGUGUCUGAGUUUCGUAAUCCUUUAAUUUGGGGUUGUUACAGGUCAAGCUUUCCUCAGAAAAAACCUGUUUGUCAACAAUUCUUAGAAACCAGACAUCCACAACAUGAAUAACCUGCCUUGAUUGGUCGAUGUCACUGAUGCAAUAAAUAUGAUAAUUGAUAUCAAAAAGUUCUGCUUGAGGCGACUUGAAGUUGAUAUCUCUAUCUUAGACGGUUGUAAUCAAUCAUGGAUAUAAAAACCUUGCUUGACAAUCUUCAUGAAGAAGUAUCCUGUUCUGUGUGUAUGACCACAUUUACUGAACCAAAGAUACUACCAUGUUUGCACAGUUUCUGUCUUAACUGCUUGAACGAGAUUUUACGAACAAGUGGCGGCCAUGAUAUCAUCCCAUGUCCUGAAUGCCGAAGAGAAGUUCAAGUUCCUAGCAGUGGAAACCUCAACGAUCUGCCGACAAACUUUCGUAUCAACAGUUUGCUAGAUGUGCUGGCCAUCAAAGAAUGCCAUACUGCUGGAGUGAAAUGUGCAAACUGCGACAAAAGUAGCAAACACAGUUCGUAUUGUUUUCAGUGCUGUGCGUUCUGGUGUGACGAGUGUAUCAUUGCGCAUAACUUAAUCAAAGCGAAUAAAGAGCAUCGAGUUCUUGCUCUGAAAGAUUUUGAAGAUCAAGACAUCGAAGAUGUAUUAAAGCGGCCGGCAUUUUGCCAACAGAAGCAUCACGAAAAAGAAGACCUCAAGUUCUUUUGUAAGAACUGUGACAUUGCCAUUUGUAAUUUGUGUGUGGCAACCAUCCAUGAUGGUCACGCUAAGAUUGUUCUAGAAGAAGCAGCAAGUGAACGCAAGAUACAAGUCAAGUCUGUGAUCGAGACACAAAAGAAAAAUAUUGAACACAAGAAAAACGUAAUCGCUGAUCUUGAAAGACAGUGUAACCAUAUUGAAGCGCGAGGCAAUGCAGUGAAGCGAGACAUCCACAAGUUUGCUGAAAACAUGAUCGCAGUCAUUGAAACAAAGAAGAAGGAAAUGUUAAACAAAGCUGAUAAACAAAUUAAGGAAUCCCUUGGAUGUGUGCGAACUCAACAAUGUGAGGUCAAGCGUCGAGUCAAACUUCUUGAAACAGCAGUCGAAAAAACUGAAACACUUUUAAAACGAUAUACAAAUGCCGAGAUUGCACAGACAGAUAAGUCACUGAAUAUGCUCUUACCUGAUGAUGUCAGAGAUGUUGGAAAACAAGCCGCAUCUGACCUUGAAGGUCUUCGUCAAUUCCGUUUUAAAGAAAACAAAACAUUACUUGACAGUCCUCACUCUGACGGCAUCGGCUCAUUUCAAAAUUUUUUGACUAACACUUGCGCUCAUCAGUCAACUGCCGAAGGGAAAGGACUCAGUGAAGCGAGAGUUGGACUUGAAUCAAACUUUCUAUUAACCACAAGAAAUGCCGAAGGAGAACAAUGUUACAAUGAGCGUGACUUUGUAACCGUCGAAGUAAAAAAUCAGGAAGGCCAUGACUGUGCGACGGAAGUGCGAUUCAAAGAUGAGAAAGAUGGCAGCUAUAAAGUCAGAUAUUUCCUCAAAGAUACAGGAAAAUGCCAAGUAUCAGUGAAAGUAAAUGAAGAACACAUUCGUGGCAGUCCAUUUCCUGUUAAACCGAAACCCAGACAGUUCAGACACGUGUUAUCUUUUGGACAAAAAGGCUCGUCUAUUGGAAUGCUAAUCAGUCCAUAUGGAGUGGCAGUGAAUGAACAAGAUGAAAUUACAGUGACUGAUAUAGCUAACUACAGGGUUCAGGUAUUCAGUAGUGAUGGAACUUACUUAAGAUCUUUUGGUAGGAUUGGUGAUAAACAGGGAGAGUUAAAUUGGCCUGCUGGGAUAGCAUUUGAUAAAAAUAGUCGCAGUAUAGUAGUAGACUAUAAUAACAACCGAGUUCAAUUGUUUAAUGAGCAGGGUGAGUACCUGAGCCAGUUUGGUGGUGAAGGAAAUCUUGAUCACCAGCUGAAGAGUCCUUCGGGUUUAUCUGUCGACAGGAAUGGAAAUAUCAUCGUUGCCGAUAAGGGCAACAAAGUUAUAAAAACCUUUUCUCCCAGUGGCCAGUUUUUGUAUAAACUUGGUGAAGGUGAAGGUGAAGGUGAGGGUUUUAAUUCUCCUUUUCACUGUAUUCAAUAUGACAAAUAUCUAAUAGUGUCAGAAGGUGGUGAAAAUUGUAUCAAAGUGUUUGAUAUAAAUGGCAACUUUUUGUACAAAUUUGGAAAUAAGGGGAACAGUGACGGGGAGUUUAACUCACCCCGUUUUUUGUCAGUUAACAAGGCAGGACACCUGAUGGUCUGUGACAGAGACAAUGACAGAGUUCAGGUAUUUGAACUGAGUGGUAAGUUUAUAACAAAGUUUGGAAAAAAAGGGAGUGGGCCAGGAAAGUUCAUGUGUCCAACAUCUACAGCAAUUCUUAGCGAUGGUAGGAUAGUUGUAGCUGAUUGUUUGAACAAUCGCAUUCAGAUAUUUGAGUAA